Molecule: messenger RNA, 1179 nt
Organism: Ustilago hordei
Lineage: Eukaryota; Fungi; Basidiomycota; Ustilaginomycetes; Ustilaginales; Ustilaginaceae
Exons: 1
Coding region: 1-1179 (392 amino acids)
Cellular component (GO): cytoplasm; protein kinase CK2 complex
Molecular function (GO): protein kinase regulator activity
Source: RefSeq, a predicted model, not a curated record
AUGCCCACCGUUUGCACUGCCACAGUGGACGAUCUGACGGAAGGAUCGAGCGAUUACGCCGCCAACUCUUGGGUCACCUGGUUCCUCUCCACCAAAGGCAACGAGUACUUUUGCGAAGUCGACGAAGACUAUAUCCUCGAUCGUUUCAAUCUCACCGGUCUCAACGCAGAAGUUCAACACUAUCCACAAGCACUCGAUCUCAUCACGGAUUCCCUCGAAGAUGAUCUUUCCGACUCGAUCCGUGAUUCGGUAGAAGCUCAGGCUAAACUCCUCUACGGAUUGGUACAUGCUCGUUAUGUCAUCACCACACGAGGCUUGGCCAAGAUGUUGGAAAAGUACAAGAGGGCUGAUUUCGGUCGAUGUCCUCGUGUGCUUUGCUAUCAACAACCUCUCUUGCCCGUAGGCUUGAGCGAUAACCCGUUUCAGAAAGCGGUCAAGUUGUUUUGUCCUCGAUGCGAGGAUAUUUACUCGCCUAAAAGCAGCAGGCAUGGAACAAUCGAUGGUGCCUUUUUUGGAAGCACUUUCCCCCAUAUGCUUUUCAUCGUCUAUCCCCACCUCCUACCUUGCAAAUCGCCGUCAAGUCAAUCUCCGUUCUUGUUAAGUGCAACUCAACAUCGAUCCGACAGGACCCAGGAACAUGUCGAUGUCGACGAUUCCAUCCUCUCUUGUCUCCCCACCGCAGCCACUGGAGCAGCUGGUGUUGGUGGAGCGGCGAAUGCUUCUUCUUUACCAGCAGCUGGUGCGGUGGCAGCAGUAGCAAAUGCAAAUGCAAAUGCAAAUGCAAAUGCAAAUGCAGGUGGCGCAAGUGGAACACCAGCAAACUCAACCGCUGCUGCAGCGGCCAAGGUGGAAAGAUACAGACCUCGGAUUUUUGGUUUCCCGGUACAUGAGACGAGCAAGUUGCAAAAAUGGCAGGAUAGAGUGAGAGAUCAACAGAUCGAAUCCUUGGAAAAGGUGGAGAGUGCAGGCGGGAUUGCUACACCCGGUGCUGCUACCUUUUUCACCAAGGCCAUUGCACAACUGAAACAGCUCGACGCUGCAAACGCAGGGCAAGAGGCCAAAGCAGAUCCGAUCGGCAAUCCAGCCCUAACAGCACCAGCACCAGCAACGGUCAAGGCUCGAUCAAAUCUUACCACAGCUACUCUCUUACCAACUGCUUCGACUGACGUUGGGUCCUAG